GCGCUAAUUCUCUCAGUUGCCUUCGAUUUUACCUCUCAAACCCAUAGUUACAUGAACUUACCACAAGCUAAUCACUCGGACACAACCGCAGAAACUCUUGCUACAUUCCAAAUGCUGCCCACAGUCUGAUUUCAGUGACGGUCCAUGAACAAUAAGAUUAGCGAAAUCCGUGGUAUCAGUCCAUAAUCCACUUUGGUCCGCCACCCGCGAUUCUCAAGGUACUUGGUGAGGACCUGUAUAAAUAACUGAAGUAUCUUACGUCGUGUGUUUUCUUACAGCUCUUACUUUACUUACACAUGCGCAAAUGAAUCAAAGAUAAAACAUCAUUUUAAGAAGAAAUCCACCCUUAUCUCCCCAACUCAACACCACAGAAACAAUGAAGCAACUGUAGAGUAUGGAAUCCCAUUCGAUGUCACCAGAAACCAGUGCCAUGAUACCGUCAAGGACACCCAACUUAGCUGGCAUAUUCCACAAGUUCCCACACCUACCUCUGGAAUUGCGUCUUCUCAUCUGGAAACAAGCUCUUUAUCAGCUAGACAUGAAGGGGCAACCACUGUUUGCCAAGCUCCCGCAUACUUUGGAGAAAGAGGCUGCCCUCCUAGAAAUAUUUGAGCACACUACGGAGUCCUCAAAACUCGUCGAAUACCCAGAGCAUGCGCCCAGCAAUUGCAAACAAUUCUCGAUGCACGGUACACCUUCAAUGCAUUUCGUUGAUGCUAGCAUUUGGCUGGCGUGUAAGGAGUCUCAAACAGUGUUGAAGCAGGCCAUCAAAGACUGUGCUCGCAGUAAAUCCGAAGACAAGACGGUCAAGACUUCUGGUAGUCAAACAUUACGAGAGAUGCCAGAUUCGGACAGCAGCUCCGCCGACGCCACAGAUUCAUUCACCAGUCAAACUUGUCAACUCAAAACUGAUGGACGGGCGUCUGCCGUGACCUUCAACUGCGAACUCCUCUGCUAUCAGCUUUGGAAAGACAAGGAAGCGGUCAUACCAAGGCCACUUCGCUUCCCUCUCGAAUCCUUUGGUUGCGACUUCCUGGGAACCCUGGGAACCCGGGGCAUUGUCUUCGAGUACGACUACUCAUGAAUGUUCAAUUCGAUUAGAGAAUCGGUGUUUUCUAUGAUGGACUAGGAAAAUAUCAGAGGUUGCUUCUUAACAGCCUUGGACGACGCGGAUGAUGACGGGAGGGCGCAAAUCUAUCUCAUAGACUAUGGUCUCUGCCUGAAGCCUGGUGCUCGGCUUUCUCAGUGUUUUGACGGCGGUGACCGCAGGUUCAGUGAUUUCUACCAUUGUGAUAUUGACCUUGAUAGAAGCAGAUCUUUGGGGUCUCUGGACUUCCUCGAUGAGAUCAAGGAUUGGGCACAAUCGAUGUUAGACAGAUCGGGUUUUGGGACAACAGAUGACUUGAUUGUGCGGCCACCAAGCUGGAAGAAAUACAUCAAUGUGCACAGGCUUGUUCGUGUGCUCGCUUGUGAAUUAGCUCAGUAGUAAAAGAUUAGGAAUCUAGGGUUGCAUAGUGUUGAAAAAUAGAAGUACUGAGAGGU
This is a messenger RNA of Colletotrichum phormii, 1542 nucleotides long. RefSeq lists its product as uncharacterized. NCBI's taxonomy places the organism in Eukaryota, Fungi, Ascomycota, Sordariomycetes, Glomerellales, Glomerellaceae. The transcript has a single exon. The record is from RefSeq and is a predicted model, not a curated record. The coding region runs from base 395 to 1084 and encodes 229 amino acids.